GCACUGCAAGCCACAAGGUGGAGAAGCGAGUCGCCGAUUGGCCAGCCCCGGAUUGCCGCUGGGGCAAGUGAGCGAUCAGCCUUUUGCAGCAACGGGGGAAAGGAGCAUGAGCUGAUCUCCCACCGUCGUUUCUCCAGGAGCUGCUGCAUGCUCUUUGGCAGCAGCAGGAGUGAGAAGUGGAGAAGGAUAAAGGUGCCUUCCGACUCCCAAGCGUGCAUGCUGAUCUCUGCAACUUGACAUCGGAGCUACUCUUGCCAUCUGGGACUACGCGCCCUGAAGCAGUUGCACAGAAGAACGGAGGAGAAAGAGGAGGCACUUUUAGCAGCACUAACCCUGCCCUCCGUGGGUUUGCAUUACAGGAACAUGCAGUGAUUUGCUGCUUUGCCUUUAGACCCAUCCCAACCAUCAGGGUGUGUGGUAUAUGGUGUGUGUGGGAGGGGAGAUCUACUGCCUCUGUAAUAAAUGAUAGAGGAUACAAUGACUUUGCUCUCUUUGCUGGGUCGGAUCAUGCGUUACUUCUUACUGAGACCAGAGACGCUGUUCCUGCUAUGCAUCAGCCUGGCCCUAUGGAGCUACUUCUUCCAUACGGAUGAAGUGAAAACCAUUGUCAAGUCCAGCAGGGACGCAGUGAAAAUGGUGAAAGGCAAGGUAGCAGAAAUUAUGCAAAAUGACCAACUUGGGGGUCUGGAUGUGCUGGAUGCAGAGUUUUCCAAGACCUGGGAAUUUAAGAACCACAAUGUGGCUGUUUAUUCUAUCCAAGGCCGGAGAGACCACAUGGAAGACAGGUUUGAAGUGAUCACGGAUCUGGUGAACAAGACUCAUCCAUCCAUAUUUGGGAUAUUUGAUGGACACGGCGGAGAGUCAGCAGCAGAAUAUGUGAAGUCCCGUUUACCAGAAGUCCUAAAGCAACACCUUCAAGAUUAUGAGAAAGAUAAGGAGAACAGUGUAUUAUCCUAUCAAACCAUCCUGGAGCAACAAAUUCUCUCAGUUGACCGAGAAAUGCUGGAAAAAUUGACUGUAUCCUAUGAUGAGGCAGGAACAACGUGUUUGAUUGCUUUACUGUCCGAUAAAGAGCUCACGGUGGCCAACGUUGGAGAUUCAAGGGGGGUUUUGUGCGAUAAGGAUGGAAAUGCUAUUCCUUUGUCUCAUGACCACAAGCCUUAUCAGCUGAAAGAAAGAAAGAGGAUUAAAAGAGCUGGUGGCUUCAUCAGUUUCAAUGGUUCCUGGCGUGUUCAGGGGAUCCUGGCCAUGUCUCGUUCUCUUGGGGAUUACCCGCUGAAAAAUCUGAAUGUUGUCAUCCCUGAUCCAGAUAUCUUGACCUUUGACCUGGACAAACUCCAGCCAGAGUUCAUGAUCUUAGCUUCCGAUGGGCUCUGGGAUGCUUUCAGUAAUGAGGAAGCGGUGCGGUUCAUCAAAGAACGUUUAGAUGAGCCACAUUUUGGAGCCAAGAGUAUAGUGCUCCAGUCUUUUUAUAGGGGAUGCCCUGACAACAUUACAGUCAUGGUGGUUAAGUUCAAAAGCAGCAACAAAGUGGAAGACCAAUAAAAAGAGAAAGAAAGGGGGAAAAAAGAAAGAGAAAGAAAGAGAAAAGUAAUACCACACUCUGCCUCUCACUUGGCGAACUUCUUCAUUUAACCUUUACAUUCAACACAGUAGACGUUUGUAGCAAGUAUAUUAGUGUUAAAGUUGUACAUCCAAAAAAUGAGAGUAGAAAAACCACUCUUUUUGCUAAACACAGCAAACAAAAGUCAACAAUUCAAUUUAUUUUAUUUUUUUAAUGAAAAGGAUCUCUUUUAUUUUCUAGAUCUCUAAUGAUCUCAGCUUAGAAAAUCCUUCAGUUAUAAAGGACUGUGACUCCUGCUUCAGAGUCUGCAAUUCCCUUAGUUUUCACUAAUAGCUUAGAAUUGCAUUUGGAUUUGGGCAGCUAAGAUAUGAGACUUGAGACUGGCAUGGGAUUGCCAUCAGUGUAACUAUUCAUUCUAGCAUCGUCUCCUUCAUAUUGCUACACCUGCUUAGUUAAAACUUAGUUAAACUGCAGAAGGAACAAAGGCGGGUAGCUGACAGUUUGUAGUUGUUGACUCAAAACAAGGAGGGUCCACAACUACUGUCCCUUCCCAUUAGUAUACAUCCUGCUAUAUCAUUAGCAUUAAACAAUUGAGCUUUUCCAAUUGACGUGUUUAUAAGGUUUGUGUGCAUGCCUCUGAAUGAUCUUUGUUUCUUUUUAAAAAUCUAGCCAGUAGAUAACUUUUGAGGUCCAUGCUCAUUGAAAAAUGUCCCCUUUAUUAAUUCUUGUUUCUGGAUGGGCUGAAUUAAUUCUUGUUUCUAGUUUAGGGUCAUAACUCUGUGCAGUUCAGACAUCAAAAACUGGUAUAAAAUGUAUCUUUAGCUUAGAAGAUUCUGAUAUAAGACUUUAGCAUUUCUAAACUUGGUAUUUAGAGGAUAAGGCUAGGAUAUUAAUGAAGCCAGCAAACUGAAAUAGGAACUUAGUGCCAAACUGGUGAAAAAAACAGGUAGAGCAUUUUUUUCUUUUUUUCAUUAGCAGUGAAGCUUUGUUCCAAAACAGAAAAAUUAUUAAGCAAGUUUUACAAUUUAAAUAUUUAAUGACGUAAAUCAUCAAAAGCCAGGCCUAGUAGUAAGUGUUGCCUGCAUAUACAGUAGCUGCAAUUUGAAAUCUAUUAAGCUGGCUGCUUAAUUCCAGUGUGCCUAUCAUUUACGUAUCUCAUGACCAACUUUCUGCAGAUUGAUAGCUCCAGAUGUGUUGGGCUGCAGUUCUCAUAAUUUCAGUUCCAACAUCUGGAAAGUGAAAGGUUGAGAAGGCUUUGGGUAACAAGAUACACUUUGUUGUAAUCAGUGAUGGUAUCUGACCUUGAGCUAUUUGCUGCAUCAUUCAAAAUGUAACUUCUUUCUGUCGUUCAAAUUAUGAAGUAUGACCAGGCAUUCUGAUUUACGAUGGAUCCAGUAGAAUUUUUCUGCAAGCAGAAGAGGCAUUAAUGGAUGCUAUCACUGAGGAACUCAAAUAGCAUUAUUUCCAAAAGAAAACAAAAUUAGACUUGUUAAUAUGUGGAAUAUGUCUACAGGCUGUAAUUUAGAAUCAAAACUAUAGAAACGUGAGUCAAAAUGCCCCAUUAGAUUGCUACAAAGAUGUUCUAAUUAAUUGGACAUUGCCAGGAUUAAUAAUUUGUGAAGUGCUAUUUAAUCUUAUUUCAUUCUCCAUUGGUAUAUAGAGGAUUAACUCAGAGCCAAUAGGGAAGGUGGCUUAGUCCAUCCCUGAAGUGGUUGGGUAACUUGAAAUUCAUAUAGUGGAUUAACACAGGGGUAGGCAACUAUGGCCCUUUUACAACCUGUAAAGCAUGGCUGGCUCAAGAAUUCUGGGAGUUGAAGUCCAUAGGUCAUAAUGAGGCCAUAAUUGUCCACCUCUGGAUUAAGAUAUACCAAGUGUGUAUUACUUGCUUCUGAUAUCUUUGUUUCUUGCCUUUGUUAUGUCUUCUUAGAGACAUUACUUAGAUUCUCAAAAUAUUAUUAGGUUUGCUAGUUUUGAUUGAAUGAUUACAUGCCAUCAAGUUGAUACUGACUCUUGCAGACUACAUAGAUAGAGUUCCUCCAUGAUGAUCUGUCCCUAACCUGGUCCUUUAGCAAUUUCACUGGUGCACUCAUUUGUCCUGUUGACCUCUUCUUCUUUUUUCCUUCCCCCAUCCCAGCAUUAAAACUUUUUCCAGAGAGCUCGGUCUUUGCAUAAUGUCUAAAACGGGAUGGGUUUCCUAGUUUUAGCUUCAGAUUAUUUGGGUGAUAAAAGAAAAAUAACAAUAUGUUUCCCUGAUCUUUAUUUUGUUGCAUGCUUGAAUAAAAAUGAAGAGGCAUCUUCAAGUUAAAGCCCUAUUUUAAAAAAAUAAAUAAAAUG
This is a messenger RNA of Protobothrops mucrosquamatus (brown spotted pit viper), 3898 nucleotides long. It is a transcript of the gene PPM1L, whose product is annotated as protein phosphatase, Mg2+/Mn2+ dependent 1L. The transcript is spliced from 5 exons. The record is from RefSeq and is a predicted model, not a curated record. Gene Ontology annotation, biological process: protein dephosphorylation. Gene Ontology annotation, molecular function: protein serine/threonine phosphatase activity; cation binding. NCBI's taxonomy places the organism in Eukaryota, Metazoa, Chordata, Lepidosauria, Squamata, Viperidae. The coding region runs from base 463 to 1545 and encodes 360 amino acids.